AUCUUCGAGAAAGUAACAACGAUUCGAUUAUAUCCUCCACGCCCUCUAUAAAGAAUACCAUCCAUCAAAGUAAAAAAAGAAAAAAAAAUCCUUCAAGUGCGCCCGAGGCCUAGCUAGCUCACCUUAACACCCUCCCUCUUUUUAUCCCUUCUUUCUCUUACAAAUCAUAUUGCGAUGACCAUCAACAUUUAACGUUAAAUAAUCCCCCUUUACUUCUCUUUCUUUUCUUCUUUUUGUUUAUUUUUCACCAUCCUUUAUGCCCUAGGUAUAAGGCGAACAAUCAAUCAUGAGCGGAGGUAGUUCUUUGCUGUUUAGAACUCUGUUUGGAACACUUAUAGUUUUGGGUUUUAUCUUGGGUAUAUCAGUUGGGUUCCUAAAAAGUGAAGGAAAUGAAAAGAAGACAACAAUAACGAGUGAUGAUCAUCAGUCAUCGACAACGACGGCAAAGGUGCAGCACGAGGAGGAGCAAGUGAAGGUAUUAGGUCAAAGAAAGUCAAAUGUGGCGCAUCCGAAGCAGGAUCUCAACUACAUGAGCAAAAGAAGAGUUCCAAAUGGACCAGAUCCUAUACACAACAGGCGAGCUGGCAACUCGGGACGACCGCCGGGACAAGUCUAGGCAUCAAAGUAUGGGUUUGGGAAGUUUCAAAUCAGCCAAAGUGCUAAAAGACCGAUGAUGAUAGUGACCACAAAAGCCAGCAUAUUUUAUGCAGUAUAUCUUGUAUGUAUUUUUAUUAUUAUUAUUAUUUUUUUUUGGGGGGGGGGAGUAGGACUAUAAAAUUAAUAUUGAAAUAUAUUUGAAAUUUCGAAAUAAGCUUGCAAUACAUGCAUGUGUAGUUCUUUACUAGAAAGACUUAUUGUGGAGAGUGGAGUGCUGGGGCUGUGGUAGAGGAGUAAACAAAUGGAAGCUUGUUCCAUACUACAAAAUAUGCUCAUCAAAAGCAUCUAGUAAAUCCUUUUGUAUCUACUUUUUAAGUGUUUCAUAAAAGGCAAUAUUUUAUUAAUUGGUUGCUAAA
Gossypium arboreum is the source of this 1013-nucleotide messenger RNA. Its product is annotated as CLAVATA3/ESR (CLE)-related protein 25-like. The transcript has 2 exons. Bases 287 to 616 code for a protein of 109 amino acids. The record is from RefSeq and is a predicted model, not a curated record. NCBI's taxonomy places the organism in Eukaryota, Viridiplantae, Streptophyta, Magnoliopsida, Malvales, Malvaceae.